AUGUUGAUCAUGGCUAGGAGGAAGAUGCAAAGGGUGAGAGAGAUCAAGCUCGAGGGUAGUUCUGUGCUCUCACCCGCGUUUGCAGCAAACGGUGCCUGGAGCUAG
Plenodomus lingam JN3 is the source of this 105-nucleotide messenger RNA. The record is from RefSeq and is a predicted model, not a curated record. NCBI's taxonomy places the organism in Eukaryota, Fungi, Ascomycota, Dothideomycetes, Pleosporales, Leptosphaeriaceae.